Molecule: messenger RNA, 1946 nt
Organism: Zeugodacus cucurbitae (melon fly)
Lineage: Eukaryota; Metazoa; Arthropoda; Insecta; Diptera; Tephritidae
Product: mitochondrial sodium/calcium exchanger protein-like
Exons: 9
Coding region: 519-1931 (470 amino acids)
Biological process (GO): intracellular calcium ion homeostasis; monoatomic cation transport; transmembrane transport
Cellular component (GO): membrane
Molecular function (GO): calcium:sodium antiporter activity
Source: RefSeq, a predicted model, not a curated record
CAUGAUAUUAUAUGAGAACUUCAAUACCAUCAAUCAAACUUCGCCGCAUUUUGAGCGACACGAGCACUUAGCGAUGGAAACCUCCAAUGUGUGAAGUGAAUGUCGUUUAAAAGUAUGCUCAUCGUUGCUAAACUUUCUUCUCGUUUUUGUGCUGCGUAGCAAAGUUGUAGCGCACUGCUUACACUGCCGCUGGAUGAGAGAUGCGACUACAUUGCCCAAUCCAGUUCGUGCUACACCAAUGUCUACUUGAUCAACUACAUACACAUCAUCUUCUGUAAACUGAGAAUAUCCACCACUUUGGGUGCUGCAGUCUCAUCGAUCGUGCUGCUAAUAGUUAUCUGUCUUUAUUUCAUUAUUUUCGGUGUAGCUGCAGAUGUGUUGUAAGUUAAUGUGGAUGAAAGAAAGAUGCGUAUACGCCGCGGUGUGCCACAUAAUGUUUCCUAACUUUCUUUCUUACCGAACUCCUUUACGUUUAUCGCUUUUGUCCUGCUCUGGCGGUGUUGGCGCGCAUAUUAAGAAUGAGUGAGAACGUUGCUGGCGUUACAUUGGUCGCUUUUGGCAAUGGCGCACCCGAUAUAUUCAGCAGUCUGGCUUAUCUUGACAGCAACACCCGUCGCUUAUAUGCAGAUAUUUUCGCCUCGGCACUCUUUGUGGUGCUCAUUGUGGCUGGCAUUAUCUUUUAUGGAUACCCAUUUGCUGCACAACCCUAUUUACUGUUACGCGAUGCACUAUUCCUUCUACUCGACAUCUGUGUUGUCGAUUAUAUAAUUAAGAAAGAUAAUGCCAUAUCGGUGCUUGAUAGUGUUAUCACACUUUGCAUUUACUUUUGCUACUUAUUUGUGGUUAUAUUUGAUCAGUAUCUAGUGAGACGCGCUACAAAAAUAUUGCGGAUCAGGAGGCAAACUUUUAAGAGGCUCUCCAAUAUUGAUCUCAUUCGUCUGAAUGACUUGCGUGCACAGGGUGCGAUUCGGCAGCAAAAGAAGUUGUCUUUUCUAGAUCGUCGUGAUCCAAGUAUCAUUUACUCAGAUUCGGUUAUGUCGAACUUACCAACACUUUGGCAACAAUUCUAUCUUAGCCUCAAGCCAUAUGAUGAUAGCGAAUGGGAAAGUGCCAAUUUGCUAAUGAAAGUGUUCAUAAUAUUACGAAUGCCGAUAUUGCUGGUACUCAAGAUAUUCAUACCAAUUACCGAUCAAGGAGAAGAAGGUCGCGGCUGGUCUCGUCUCUUGAAUUGCACACAAAUGGUGUUAUUGCCUUCAUUUAUAUGCUAUAUUACACUCAGCAAGUAUUCCCUCUUUGGCUUACCAAUUUUCUUAUGGUCGGCGUUGAUAACAUGUCCUUUGGCUAUUAUUUUGUUUCUUAAUUCGAACACGAAUCGAACGCCGCUUUAUCAUCAUUAUUUCUCCAUUCUCAGCGUUGCUGGUUCUGUAUUCGUUGUGCGCAUUUGCUGUGCUGAAAUCGUGAAUGUACUCGCGGUCCUUAGCAUCUUUACUGGCUUCAGUAGUUCCUUUUUUGGCGUCACUCUUUUAUCUUGGGCAAAUAGUAUUGGUGAUUUGAUAGCUAAUCAAUAUUUGGCUCGGCAGGGCUAUCAAAAUAUGGCGCUCGCCGCUUGCUUCGGUGGACCGCUAUUCAAUUCUUUACUGGCUGUUGGCUCAACCUUACUAUAUAAGACACUAACAACUGAUAACUUCGUGAUUGCGGAAUUCGGCGAGGGAAUAAUGGGCGAGAAUUGCACUAUAUUCCUUAUAAUUAGCUUGUUUAUCAUUUUACUGGGUGCUCUCACCACAGACUUUUACUUUCGACCCAGUUUUGGUGUUUAUGUUAUAAUUACAUAUUGUAUUUUUUUCUUAUAUAAUAUUCUGGGUGAAUUUGAAGUCAUACAUCCAUAUGGCACCGAUCAUAGAAUGGAUCAGGCUAUCGAACCGGAACUUUAAUUAGUUCCAACCUGA